CACUAGCUGCUAGCAGCUAGCCGGACCUUCACCCGACUACCUGCCAAAUAGUCUCACUGUUUUAACUUUGUUUUUUUUUUCCGUUAUCAACUGUAUUUUAUUUGUUACACGUCCCGUGGACUUUUUCCGUUAGUUUUCUUUCCCUCAAAUAAGAUGGUCGUUUUGACAGCUAACAAUGAAGAGCAGGAGCAGGAUUAUAUCCUGAUAGAGGAGCGCAAGUGCACCUCGCUGCCCAACUCUCCCGCCAAGCGAGUGUCUCCCUCUAAAAAGAAGCAGUUCUACAUCAACCAAGCCAUCCGCAACUCUGACCUCAUCCCUCGUGCCAAAGGCAAGAAGAGCCUCCGCCGUCAGGAAAACACCCGUUAUCUUGCCAAUCUUCUUGAGAAGGAUGAGUGCUCCAAAGACGACCUGGAGAUUUGCAGUAACCCGGCCAUCCCGUCCAUCUUCACCGAAGCCUGCACCAAUGGAAACUACGCAGAGCCGUGGAAUGACUUCAUGAAUUGCUCCGGUGAGGAGCAGGAGCGGCUCCUGUCUCUGCUGGAGCUGGAGCACGCCAAGAAGAAAACCUCCGACCGUCUCCUCAAGGACCACAGGAAUGUAAAUCCUGCCUUCACCGCUCAGGACUGCUUCCAGAGAAUCGACCGCAGGCUGCGAACGACUCUGAGGCGUAAACAAAUCCCCAUGGGGACGCUGGAAAUCCUCGAGGACAACCUCCUGAGCUUCUUCAACGCUCAACCUCACUCAGUUUACACCACCAACCUCACCAGCAGCUUUGAGAGGCUGCUGCUUCACGCCAUCUGCCAGUAUAUGGACCUCGUCUCUGCAAGCUCAGACUACAACGGCUCACGUCAGACCGAAGUGGUGAACAAACAGGAAGAGUUCCUGCCCCCCGGACUCCUACUGUCGGCCUACCUGGGCCAGAUGAGCUGAGACCAGGACCACGUCGCGGGGUUUCGCCGGUUCCCUCCUGCAGCGCGACUCCGCCGCCGACUCGGAGCUCCGGAUAACGAUGUGUCACUAAAAGCUUAGCAAGCAGAGCUGCUAGAUGCCCGCUUUCGUUUUCUCUCGGUUUCUGUGGUAAAUUUUCCAUUAAAUUUAUCAGUGGACUAAUCACUGCAGGGUGUAAAAACACGUUAAAGCCUGAGCGUGUGUUCAUGCUGACUGCAGGAUUACAGUUACCUAACCUCCUCUUCACCAUCCAGAUGUUUUAAACUUCCUGUCCCACUGGUGAAACUAACUUUAAAAUUUACUUAUAUAACAGAUUUCUUAUUAUUUGGGACAAAAAUAAUGAAAUUACACCACAUAGUAACUCUACUAAGAGUUUCACACACAAAUUGAGGCCACGGGAAAUACAACAUUUCCUACUUAAACCUAAAGAAUAUUGUAGAAAUUACAAUAUGGAUUGAAACAUGGUUUUAAUUCCUAUAAUAUGUAAUGCUCUGAGAGAGAAGUAGUUUCUGAACUUUGUUUUACACAUCUGCAGUUGAUACUUGACUAAAAAAAAUAUAGUUUAUAGUGGAAAAUUUACUGUAGGAGCUCAGAGUUGUGCAGCUCUGUCCGUGACCCAUCGUUGCCUGAAAGACUCGCCUGUAGGUUUCUUUGUUAAGUAGUGAGGUAUGAAGCAUGAAUAUUCGUAAUCUAUAUAUGCAGACACAUCACUCGUCGUAGGUGGGGUAGUCUUUGGUCAUUUGUUGGGAAGCCAGGUUUCUUUUAUAAUCGUCUGUGUUAUGAAGAGGGAGAUUAGUUUUGUGAGUGUGUGUGUGUGUUAGCUUCAGACGCACUGACCCUCCGUCUACGCUGGACGUGUUUCAGUCAACAGUUCCAAGAAACAUCUGGGUUUUUCUGCAGCCGAACAUCUCGUGCUGCGUCCAGGUCCCUCCGGCGUAGACGAGGCGUCACUGUUAUUUCAGUCGUGGCAGAGGUUCGAAGAUGAGGAACUAUAUUAUAUCGUCGUUCGGAAACCGUUUCUGUACAUUGAGGUGUAUUCAACGCGCGCAGUGUUCUCUGUUUACACACAACUACAACUUAUUACGCCUCUUUUUUUACAGCCUGGUUCAAACUGUAAACGUGUUACACUGACAAAAAAAAAAGUUAAAGUUUUUUUUUUUUUUUUUUUGAUGAGUUACAAAAAUAAACCUGUGGAGCGUCGACUCUCAGGUACAAGCCCAGAAAAGCGCUUCUGCCUUACGAACACGAGUUUCUAUGUUAUGUCUGUACAUAUAUUUCUACAUUUGUACUCGACUUGAUUUUAGAAACGUGCGAAAACAAAAAACCCCGGUUCCUUUUUUCACAACUGUGUAACAAAAAAACUCGAGGUGCAUUUUGUCAACGACCAAAGUUUUGUGCGUUUGGAACUUCUCAGGCUUCUCUCUCUCUCUCUCUGAAUGUCAUGUAGUGAUGGUGCGUGGCGUCGCUUUCUGUGUGCGCUCAUGGGAUGUUUGGAUCGUGUUCUCCUCGGCACACUGGAGCGCUGCGUUUUAAAGCGCGUUGUAAAUAUUACACUUCAUCAACUGACUCGUGCCAAUGUUUGAGAAGCCAUCCGAGAGCUUUAUACGCUGAACUGAAACAUCGUUGUGUAUAUGUGUGAUGUGCGUAUUUAUAAUUAUCACUGCAACUAUUAAAUGAUUUAAGGU
Mugil cephalus (flathead mullet) is the source of this 2633-nucleotide messenger RNA. It is a transcript of the gene r3hdm4, whose product is annotated as R3H domain containing 4. NCBI's taxonomy places the organism in Eukaryota, Metazoa, Chordata, Actinopteri, Mugiliformes, Mugilidae. Bases 154 to 930 code for a protein of 258 amino acids. The record is from RefSeq and is a predicted model, not a curated record. The transcript has 8 exons. Gene Ontology annotation, molecular function: nucleic acid binding.